AUGGAUUCGGCAAGUUCCAUGUUUCAAUUGGAGCCUGUACAGCUUCAAUUCCAGAUCCAGACGGAUAUCUCCAGAUUGUUGGUAUCUAACAAUGUCCUCUGGCUUGUUCUCAAGUCGGGUGUUGUCUACAGGAUCGACCUAAAUAAUCCUGAGAAAGUGUUCCAGAUCAACAUCUUCAGCAAGGGCUCCUCUUCGAAUGUGAAUGGCUCCGGAGAUCGCGUUGUGAAUGCAUUUGUGGAUCCCCACGGAUGUCACCUGGUCGUACAAACAGCGUCAAACGAGUACCAUUACAUUAACCACAAGAGUACGGUCUCACGGCCUCUGGCGAAACUGAAGGGCUUGCACGUCACUUGUAUGGAAUUCAUACCAAAUCUUGUUACUUCGAGCAACUCUGGCCCAGUUUUGCUUGGGACUAGUGGAGGUGUUAUUUAUGAGUGCAUCAUCGACUCAGGCAAGGCCGACCGGUUUGUGAAGCAAAUUUGGAACAACAAGACCAAGACAGGGGUGGUCUCGAUAUCUGCUCUUCAGAAGGACGAAAAAAGGUUUUUGGUGCUUGUUUCUGAAAAAGAUGGUACAAUACUGAGGUUUGACGUCUUCAUUGCGGUAUUUCAUGCUACAUCAUCCAACUUUGCUGCUGAGUUCAAGAAAGAUGCUUUGGUUGUCUCCAAAAAGGAAGAAAUACGAUGUGUGGGCGCUGACUUGGAAAAGUUUGGAUUGGUUUAUUCCACUGGGCAGAAUCAGGAGUUUCUUACGUUUGGCUCCAUUGAUUCCUUCGACUCAAAAGCGCCUGAAUUCAAGAUCUCAUCUGCAAAAGAGAAAUUCAAAUUCAUGACUUUCACCAAGUACCAUGUGGCCAUAAUGGUGAAUGAUGAGAUUAGGUUCUACAACCAACUGAAUGGAAAGUUGGUUUCUUCUCUGGAGGUGCCACGGUACGAUGGGGAGAAGAUACUAGGACUCUCAGGAGACCAUGUAAAGGGUACAUAUUGGCUCUAUACCAGCAUGAACAUCUAUGAGAUCGUGGUGGAAGACGAGGCUUCGGAUAUCUGGUCAAUCAUGUACGAACAGAAAAAGUACGACGAGGCACUUGGAAUGUUGAAGCCCACAGAUACCUCCAAUAGAAAUAAAGUGUUAAAAGCAAAGGGCGGGGAUUUGUUCAAGAAAGGUUCAUAUCUGGAGGCUGCAAAGAUUUUAGCUGAAACAGAUGAACCUUUUGAGACCGUUACGUUGAAGUUUCUUGAUACGGAUAUGAAUGGAUUACGGACGUAUCUCAUAGCCAAGCUUUCGAAACUUCCAAGAUCCUACUACAUGCAGAGAGUUAUGGUGAGCAGCUGGGUUGUGGAACUGUUUAUCGAGAGACUAAAUGAGUUGGACAACGAUAUUGCCUCUGCUAAGUCUUCCAAUCUGACCAACAAUAUUCUAGAACACGAUGUUGCUCUGGAGCUGCCUCAUUCACAGGAACUAGAAAAGACUCAGAAAGAGUACCAGAGUUUCCUGAAGAAGUACAAAGACUUCCUGGACAAAGAAACUGUUUACCAGAUCAUCUUGUCACACAACAGGAAAGAAGAGCUGGUGUUUUAUUCCAACCUCAUAAAUGACUACCAGGUUGUUCUGAGGUUCUACGUAUCUCUGAAGAAAUGGGAUGAUGCGUUGCAAGUGCUUGCUAAAGAGAACAACCCUGUGUUUGUGUACAAGUUUGCAACUGUGUUGUUGAUAAAUCAACCCGCAAAGACAGUGGAAGUGUGGAAGAGACUCAUAGACAAUCUAGAAAUCACGAAGCUCCUUCCCUCGAUAUUGACUUUCAACAGUUCCAUCAAUAAUCGAGUUUUACCGGAGUACAAUCACGCCUUGAAGUUCUUACAGUUCUAUAUCGAUACAAAAGGGUGCAAAGAAACUGUUGUUCACAAUUCUUUGCUAUCAAUACUGAUCACGUAUCCAAAUCUGCAGAACGAGAACCUCAUUUUGAGGUAUUUGGAAAAUCACAGUCCAAAGACCGACUCCAGCUUCGGAAGGAGAUCAGGAAAGGCAGAAAUACAUUUUGACACGGAUUUCAUACUGAGAUUAUGUUUCAGAUACAAAAAGAUCCAAUCUGCUAUCUACGUGUACUCCAUGCUCGAGAAUUACGAGGAUGCAGUGAAGCUAGCUCUGGAGAACGACCUGAUCGAGGUGGCCACUUACGUUGCUGAUAAGCCUAUGGACCCCAGCAAAUCAGCACUAAGAAAAAGACUCUGGCUCAAGAUCUCGGAAAAGCUCAUAUCCAAGGUGGCUAUGAACGAGACGUUCGUGAAACAGCGUGAUGAGGCCUUGAAACUGAUUGGAGUGGAUAACGUGGAAGAGGGUGACAACAAAUCCAAUAAGAUCGAAGACGUGUUAAAAUUUUUAUUGGGAAGAUGCGAAUUGCUUACAAUCAAGGAUUUACUGCCUCUAUUUCCGGAUUUUGUGGUGAUAGACAACUUCAAACGGGAGAUGGUGUCAUCGUUGGAGACAUACUCCAAAGAGCUCAGACAGAUAUCUCAGGAAAUGGACGAAUCCAUGAGAACAAGCGACAAAAUCAACAAGCAAAUCGUCGAAUUCAAAAAGACAAAGUUUCAGAUUUUGGAACCCACCGAAUCGUGCUCGAUAUGCCACAAAAUCUUGAUCACUCGCAAGUUCUUCAUCUUUCCGUGCAAUCACUCGUUCCAUCAGGACUGUUUGGUGAGAAACAUACUGGACUCCAAUGACUACAAGCUGAAAAAUAAAAUCUACAUUCUUCAAAAGAAGCUCAAGUCUCACGAGAACGGCGAAUCCAAAAAGAGUCUCCAGAAGGAAAUCGAUGAAGCGCUCACCACAAAAUGUUGUCUUUGCAGUGACAUCAAGAUAAGCUCUAUCGAUGAACCAUUUAUCAAGGGAUCCGAUACUGAAGCAAUGAGUUGGAACUUAUAA
Kuraishia capsulata CBS 1993 is the source of this 2919-nucleotide messenger RNA. RefSeq lists its product as uncharacterized. The transcript has a single exon. Lineage: Eukaryota; Fungi; Ascomycota; Pichiomycetes; Pichiales; Pichiaceae. Gene Ontology annotation, biological process: endosome organization; vacuole organization; intracellular protein transport. The record is from RefSeq and is a predicted model, not a curated record. Gene Ontology annotation, cellular component: endosome; HOPS complex. Gene Ontology annotation, molecular function: protein-macromolecule adaptor activity. The coding region runs from base 1 to 2919 and encodes 972 amino acids.